GGCCGCGCCACAAGGCAGCCAGGCGGCGGGCGAGCGGGCGGCUGCCGCGCUCCCUCCCUCCCUCCCUCCCUGCCUCCUCCCCGCUUCCCGCCUCGCCUCGGGGCGUCGCCUGCCCUCGUCCCCCGCGAGUCUUGGCAUCUUUUUUCUCUCUUCAAAGUUAAGAAGAAGUUUCUCUGAACUCACCUGGGGCGUUUAAAGGUUUUGAGAUUAGCUGUACUGAGCUGUCCUACGGUAGCAGUCCACCGCUAGCGAUUUCGUUCCCGUAUUCUUUUCUUGGUUGCAAAACUGGAUUCUAACUUCGUGCAGACUUAAUCUUCCCCUUCCCCUUCCCGGUUAGUGUGGUGAUGGACACAGCUGCUGCCGCUAAUGAGCCCACAUACUGCACAAAGCCGGAUACCUUGAGUGAGGACACAGGACCCAAAGAUCCAUAUCCCAUUCCAAGAAAGAUUAUGGCUGAACCAGACUACAUAGAUGAUAACAAUCCUGAGUUAAUUAGACCUCAGAAAUUAAUUAAUCCUGUGAAGUCAUCCCGGAAUCAUCAAGAUCUCCAUAGAGAGCUGCUUAUGAACCAGAAAAGGGGUCUUGCACCUCAGAACAAACCAGAGCUGCAGAAGGUGAUGGAGAAGAGAAAACGAGAUCAAGUUAUUAAACAACAAAAAGAAGAGGAAGCACAAAAGAAGAAGUCAGACCUGGAAAUAGAGCUACUGAAACGGCAGCAGAAGCUGGAGCAGCUGGAACUUGAGCAACAGAAAAUGCAAGAAGAGCAGGAAAAUGCACCUGAAUUUGUCAAAGUCAAAGGCAACUUGAGGAGGACGGUCCAGGAAGCAACAGAUGCACCGGACUCCUAGAGCCAGCUCCCGCUUAGACUUCCAGCGUUCCAGUGGUGGCUGCAGAAAGGCUUCUGCAGGUUGUCUCAGAUUUGUCCCUCAAGAGGGAGAAUAACAGCAUCCAGGUGACACUUGCUGAAGAAGAGAUUUUUUUUUUUUUUUUUUUUAAUUCCUGGGACGUGUAAAAAGACUGUAACAUAAACAGGUUGACUUGCCAAACGCAAUCCUGAGACUGGAUAAGGAGUCUGUUUGUCAGUUUGGUGUCAUGGACCAGUCUGAAGUGCUUUCUCAGAGAUUUUAACCAGGGAUAGUAGAGAAACUUCUUCAGUGUUGCACUGCUUUAUCUCUUGUGAUCCUAGUUUAAUGGAGAUACCAAGAUUAUAUUUUGCUUUAAAACAAAAAAAAAAAAAUCCUUUUGCUGUGCAGGUAAAUUUCCUCCUUCCAGCUCUGCAGCUUGUGUAUAGCCCACAAUAAUUUGCAUUUAAUUAGAAUUUGGAUCAAAUCUGGGAGGAAAUGAGGUAUGCUGAUCAUCGCUGCCCAUCUGCACUGGGAUAGAUAGGUGUGGGAGAGCUGAGAAUGCUUAAAAUUCACCAGCAGUGAACAGCUAAGCAACCUUAAACCCCAAUUCUCCCUGUUGAGAACGUAGAAUCUGGGCUAUGGAAGAGCAGAAAUCUGAUGAUCCUCCCACUGGGGAAGAUCCACAAGCUGAUUUCUCUCUGUCUUUAAACUUUUCCCUUACAAUAUCGUGUAUAGGCCUGGGCAGUGUUACCUGUGAAUUUAGCUCUGUCAUUUCUCAAUGCAAAAUGAUCCGUCUUCUAGUUUUUUUUUUGAAAUCCUACUUUGCUGUUGUGGCCUUUCUCCUCCAAGGACAUGCUGAUCUGAAUACAGUGUUAACACAUUACUUGGUAGUGUUUAAAUUUAUUUCCUGGCAUUGAACGCAGGGAUCUGAUUCUGUCACUAGGUCCUGCUUAGCUCUUACAGGAACUUAUUGCAGUUCCUGCAACAGAGCAGUAUUUAAACCAGGCCAAACUGAUCAUUGGAAUCUACUGAAAGGGAUUUCUUUUUUUUUUUUUUUUUUUUUUUUUUUUUUUUUUUUGUUGCCCUAAAGUGAGGCAUAAAAUGAAAUUCAUUUUAUCCCAUCCUUCCUCGUGCCUCAAGAAAGAAGGGAAGUGUGUCAUCAUUGAGCCUUAGGAUCCAAUUCUGUCACCGUCUGCCUUUCUGCAAGUUGCCUUUGUGACUUGCCUUUGAGUAAAAUACUACUCAUCUUGCGUAGGGAUGGCAGAUCUGAUCCUUCAUGCUUAUGACUACUAGUUACCCAGGAAAGCCUGGGAUGAGGAGGGGGGAACAGAUUACUCAUGUGGGAAUAUAGAAUUGGAUUCUUAACUGGUGCGAGUGGGUGCAGAUAACUUAUCUUGAGAAGUUGGGGAGAAAUCCUCAUCUUUGAGUGGCACAUUCCUAGCUCUCACUGAAGCUGUGUUCAUCCAUACCAGCUGAGGAUCUACUCAUGGUCUUUGCCUUAGGAUGUUAAACAAAAUAAUUUCUACUUUGUAAUUGCAUUGAACAUAACUGCUUGAGAACACUUUUUAUUAAGGUCAACAGUGGCGUGUUUGUAUUGUAAAGAUGGUGGGGGAGGGCUGAUUUGUUUGUUUUUUAGUUUGUUUUGCCUUUCUGGUAGAUAUUGGACAUUUUAAAUACAAUUUCAGCUUAGUACUUGGGACAAAAUGCUCCCAAUUAGCAAUGUCUCCUAGAUAUAGCCUUCCAUUUGUCAAGAUCCAAGCAUUUCUUACGAGGACACAAUCAGAUCAAGAGUAAAUUAAAUUGUGAUAAGUGUAUUGCCAUUGACUUAGAUUUUCAGUGUGACUCACGUCUAGAAGAUUAAAUGUGAAGCUGGUUUACUAGACUCUUCAGAUUGUGGACUACGAAAGACAAAGGCCAAACAGAAGACUCUCCUAUGUAUUUUCUCAACAAAGGAACACCUUAACUGUUGCAGACUUCUUCCCUCCCUCCCUUCCUUCCUCUGGAAGGAGAGGAUCUUCAUUUCUGGCAGCACAUUGUUCAAACACUUGCACUGAUUGAAUUUGUUUCAUGUUGUUGAUUGUUGAGGCAGCACUGUAUGCUAGAUUUCCAUACCACUAUUGUUUUAUCUUAGCCUUUCCCUGCCUACCACACUUCUUAAUAUCUGUUGGUUUCCACUCUGCAAUUGCUUUCUGUUCAGUAUGGAAAUCUUUGGAAACUGGGGAGAAACCCUCUUUUGCCUUGACAAGACCAUUUCUUAGCCAUUUUCCCUCAAUGAAUAUGGCAAUCCUCCUGUGCAUACACAGUGAAGUGAAUGAAGCUGGGCGUAAUCCAGAUGGCAGCAGCGUCUGUGCUGGGGGGCACUGCUCUUUGACUUCAGUGAGUGUUGGAUUGGGCCCUUUAAUGAUGAAUGCUUUCUGCUUUCUCUUCAUAUUGGCUUGUGAUUCAGGGUAGAGUUUCUCCCUCUGAAACACAGGAAGCCAGAAAACACCCUUGUACAUACAGUGUGAAGUAGAUUUUUGUUUCCAGUUGCAAUUCUCUAUACGAAUAGGACAUCGUGUUUGUUAGAGCACCUUUUCUGCUGAUCUUUUAGGCUAGGAAUCCACAUCACCUUUGUGUUGAUUUGACAGGCAAAAGCUUGUCUUUAAAAUCAGGAUUGGGCUAGAAUGUGCAACCCUUAAAUGGGUGGUCAGCUAGUCACACCACAAGUGUCCUGUGCGGCUGCUCAAGUAAGAAACUGCUUGCCAGCGAAAGCAAGCAAUUGUUGAUCUGUUCUUUAGCUAUAUGAAUUUUGAAGCAAUCCUGCAAAUACUUCAGCGAGAAAUCUUUCUGAUUUAAAAAUGGCUCACUUUUACCACUUUUGCUUCUUAAUAAGGCAGUACUUUUUUAAAACUCUCUUGCUUUUGAUAGUAUAGUAGUAAAUUUUUAGACUCUUUGUGACUUUAACCUUCUGUUAAUAUCUGCAUUUGUGAGUGUACAUAUAUAAAUAUAUAUAAAUAUAAAAAGGGAGCCUUAAUGGAUUUGUUUUCAUAAUUUAAUAUUUUUUGUAUUUGCUCUUGUAUAAUUGUUUUUAACUAAAGGUAUUACAAAAAUGAGGGUGGAGUACUUAGAACCAAAGUUAUGCUUAAUAAAAUCUACUACAUGCUUGGAA
Messenger RNA from Dromaius novaehollandiae (emu), 3993 nucleotides. It is a transcript of the gene FAM107B, whose product is annotated as family with sequence similarity 107 member B. Lineage: Eukaryota; Metazoa; Chordata; Aves; Casuariiformes; Dromaiidae. The transcript has 6 exons. The coding region runs from base 345 to 848 and encodes 167 amino acids. The record is from RefSeq and is a predicted model, not a curated record.